Doryrhamphus excisus (bluestripe pipefish) is the source of this 2026-nucleotide messenger RNA. RefSeq names its product glucosamine (N-acetyl)-6-sulfatase (Sanfilippo disease IIID), b (gene gnsb). The record is from RefSeq and is a predicted model, not a curated record. Gene Ontology annotation, molecular function: N-acetylglucosamine-6-sulfatase activity; glycosaminoglycan binding. Gene Ontology annotation, biological process: glycosaminoglycan metabolic process. NCBI's taxonomy places the organism in Eukaryota, Metazoa, Chordata, Actinopteri, Syngnathiformes, Syngnathidae.
CAUCACGUGACUGCCGGCACUUCCUCAAACUUGACGCAGGAGCGCGUGCAAUCACGUCGUAGUCUUGUUCCUCGUCCUCUUUUUUGGUGCUGGGUUUGGUUGGUUCUGGUGUCAUUCAUUGGAGAUUCGAUGAUGAUGACGAUGAUGAUGGUGAGGAGGAGUGGUACCGCGCGCGUCAUGGUGGCUCUCGUGGGCCUGCUUACCUGCUGCGUGAGGCGCGUGCACAGCGGAGGGGCUAGCAACAUCCUCCUCAUCGUCACUGACGACCAGGACCUCCAGCUGGGCGGCAUGACACCAAUGAAGAAGACAAAGGAGCUGAUCGGAGACGCAGGAGCGACCUUUGUCAACUCGUUCACGGUGACGCCGCUGUGCUGUCCAAGUCGGAGCAGCAUCCUGACGGGCCGCUACCCUCACAACCAUCAAGUGAGGAACAACUCGCUGGCCGGGAACUGCUCCAGCGCUCUGUGGCAGAGCGGCGCCGAAACGGACGCCUUCCCUGUCUACCUCAACAAGCUGCAGUACCAGACCUUCUUCGCCGGGAAGUAUCUCAACCAGUACGGGAAGCAGGAAGCGGGCGGCGUCGGCCAUGUUCCACCAGGCUGGGACCAGUGGCACGCACUGGUGGGGAACUCACGGUACUACAACUACACGCUCUCCAACAACGGACAAGAGGAGAAGCACGGUGAUAAUUACAAUGACGACUACCUCACCGACCUCAUUGCCAACAGGUCGCUUCACUUCCUGGACAAUCGAAGCCCACUGCACCCCUUCUUCCUCAUGUUGGCGCCCCCGGCCCCCCACUCCCCAUGGACCACUGCACCACAAUACCAGAAGCACUUUGAGGACAUCAAAGCCCCCCGAGACGGAAGCUUCAACAAAGCAGGAAAGGACAAGCACUGGCUGCUGCGCCAGCCCAUCAGCCCCAUGCUAAACACCUCGCUCACCUUCCUGGAUGACGCGUACAGGAAGAGGUGGCGGACGCUGCUGUCUGUGGACGACCUGGUGGAGAAGCUGGUGAAGAAGCUGGAGGACAUCAAGGAGCUGAACAACACUUAUGUACUUUUUACAUCUGAUAAUGGCUACCACACAGGUCAGUUUUCGCUGCCCAUCGAUAAGCGCCAGCUUUACGAGUUUGACAUCAGGACACCGUUGCUGGUCCGUGGUCCCGGCAUCAAACCCAAGCAGACGCUGAAGGCUCCCGUGCUGAACAUCGACCUCGCCCCCACCAUCCUGGACAUUGCUGGCAUCAACAUGUCUGCCGUCAACAUGGACGGCCAGUCCUUUUUCCCGAUCAUGGCGCCGUCGCUGAGGAACGGCUCGGCACGGCCGUUCUUCCUGGUGGAGUACACGGGGGAGGGGCUCACCAGCGCUGAGCCCGCCUGCCCCAAACUGGGCCCCGGCCUGUCGCAAUGUUUCCCCGACUGCGUGUGCGAAGACGCCUUCAACAACACGUACGCCUGCGUCAGGACGCUCGACGGCCGUGAUGAUUUGCAGUACUGCGAGUUUGCCGACAGCGAGUCCUUUGUGGAGGUGUACAACUUGACCGCUGACCCCCACCAGUUGGAGAACGUGGUCAAGAAGGUGGACCCCAACGUGCUGCAGACCAUGAACCAGCGACUCAUCAAACUCCAGUCCUGCCAGGGCACCGGCUGUCGCUCUGUGUCGUAGCGGUCAUCCCAGAUGCCAAGAUGGCUGAGCGUGUAACUUCCUUUACAGACUGAGCCGACGCUGCCGAGACACGUCCCUGAACGCACCGUCAGAUUUCUCCCAAUCAGCUUUUAUUCUUCAAAUUGGAAUCAAGUUGCCUGUGGAUACUUUUUUUUAUUCAGUCUUCAUGCUGAGCUAACGGACACUUGCUACACAUUAGCUUAGCAUUGUUGCUUUUAUUGUGAUUGGAUUUGUGUUGUCUCUGUGCCUCACACUAAGGUUUUGUGACUUUCACAAUGAUUUGUGAUUUUUUUUGGAAGAAUUUAGCACUGAAUGUAUAAACGUCAGCAGACGCUGCUGGUCAGAUAGUCAAAGUUUA